Staurois parvus is the source of this 704-nucleotide messenger RNA. NCBI's taxonomy places the organism in Eukaryota, Metazoa, Chordata, Amphibia, Anura, Ranidae. The record is from the annotation of a GenBank genome assembly.
GGCCCGACAGCGGGCAUCAGGUCACCAGGCACGACAGCGGGCACUAGGUCAUCAGGCAUGGGAUUGUCUGGCUCGACAGCGGGCAUCGGGUCACCAGGUAUGACAGCGGGCACCGCGUCACCAGGCAUCAGGUCAUUUGGCUCGCCAGCAGGCACCGCGUCAUCUGGCAAGGCGGUGGGCCCCGAGUCACCAGGCACGACAGUGGGCUCCGAGUCAACUGGCAUGACCGCGGGCACUGGGUCAGACAUUGGAUCGUCUGGCCCGACAGCGGGCAUCGGGUCACCAGGCAUGACAGCGGGCACUGGGUCAUCAGGCAUUGGAUCGUCUGGCUUGACAGCGGGCAUCGGGUCACCAGGCAUGACAGCGGGCACCGGGUCAUCAGGUACCGGAUCGUCUGGAUCGACAGCGGGCACCGGGUCAUCUGGCCGGGCAUCGGGUCACCAGGCAUGACAGCGGGCACUGGGUCAUCAGGUACCGGAUCGUCUGGAUCGACAGCGGGCAUUGAGUCAACUGGCCUAAUAGGAUCAUCAGGCUGGAUCAGUUCAUCAGACUGGGUAGAAACAUCAUGCUGGGUAGAGACAUCAGGCUGAAAGGAGGCAUCAGGCUGAAUGGAGGCAUCAGGCUGAGUGGAGGCAUCAGGCUGGGUAGAGGCAUCCGGCUGGGUAGAGGCAUCAGGCUGAAGUGCGGGUGCUGAGGCACCAGGC